Colletotrichum godetiae is the source of this 957-nucleotide messenger RNA. Its product is annotated as short-chain dehydrogenase. The record is from RefSeq and is a predicted model, not a curated record. Bases 1 to 957 code for a protein of 318 amino acids. Gene Ontology annotation, molecular function: oxidoreductase activity. Lineage: Eukaryota; Fungi; Ascomycota; Sordariomycetes; Glomerellales; Glomerellaceae. The transcript is spliced from 2 exons.
AUGACAGACAAGUCACAAUUCGAAGAAGGUACGUUGUCCACCUUCCAUGAGACUGAAAUAUUAAAGAUCAAGACUCAUGAUAAAUUUCCAGGCUACAAGGUGCCGGUCACGGACCAGAGCUUCCCCGGCAAGGAGGGAAAACUGCCCGUCACCCCUCUUUUCGACAGAGUCCCAACUGCAGAUGGCGGCUCUAAGCUGUACCAAGCUGCAGGGAAGCUCGAUGGCCUGAAAGCUGUCAUCACUGGUGGCGACUCUGGCAUCGGUCGCGCAACAGCAAUCCUCUUCGCCAUGGAGGGCGCCGACUCUCUCAUUGCGUAUCUCCCUGACGAGGAGGAGGAUGCUCAGGAAACCAAGAAGCGUGUCGAGUCCUACGGCCGCAAAUGCCACCUUAUUGCGACCGAUAUCACUGAUGCCGCCAACUGCCAAAAGAUUGUCGACACUGCGCUGGAGAAACUCGGUGGUAUCGACAUCCUUUUCAACAAUGCCGCAUAUCAGAUGAUGGUUGAGAACAUUCAAGACUUGAAGGAGGAUCAAUGGAUUCAUACCUUCAACACCAAUAUCCACCCCAUUUUCUACCUAUCUAAAUACGCCUUACCUCACAUGAAGAAGGGUGCAACCAUCAUCAACAACGCCAGCAUCAAUGCUUAUAUCGGCCGUCCCGAUCUCUUGGACUACACCUCCACCAAGGGUGCCAUCAUCUCCUUCACUCGAGGAUUGAGCAAUCAGUACUGCGCUAAGGGCAUCCGCGUCAACGCGAUUGCACCCGGUCCUGUCUGGACUCCGCUGAUCCCCGCGACCAUGAACGAAAAGGCACAGAAGGAGUUUACAAGUCCCAUUGGACGCCCGUCGCAACCUUCAGAGAUCGCGACGUGCGUAGUAUUUCUCGCUUCUACCGACAGCGCAAGCAUUACGGGACAGACGAUCCACUGUAAUGGAGGUGUUAUUGUCAACGGCUGA